AUGGGUUCAAAGGCUAGGACGUGCAGGGCAUGUGAAUCGCUAGGGUUACACUGCGAUUUCAAGAAACCACAAUGCACUUAUUGCCUCGAAAAUAAUGUCAAAUGCUCUUAUCCAAUGACUUUGAAAUGGGGUGGGCGCCCAUACAAGGACAAGACCAAACGGAUCAAACUGCCUCCCAACACCAAGAUGGUGGGAGGUGUGCUAAUGGCGGAUUUUUCCAUCCAAAAACCUGCCAAAGUCAAGCUUAAGAAACGCAUUGAAAAAAAGCUCAUCACCUUGGAAAAUACAGACAAUUUGAUAGAAAGCAUUUUUGAAAGCCCGAAAACAGGUUCAAGUAUACAGCUCAAGUGUGCUGAGGACGCCCAGGAGGGCCCGGAAUUUGGUCCGCUAUCCUUUGAAUCGAUAAAUAACAAUGACCUGGAUUCUUUUCUACCAAUUAUUGUACCUCCGCCAACGAGGGUCUUAAAACCAAUGCAUAUGCCAGGACUAGAUUUGUUAAACAAAUCGCUUCAGCACUCUGAUUUUUUCGAAUAUUAUGUGCAGGAAACUGCCCUCUCGUUCGUGGCGUCUAGCAAAGCCGGUGAUAGUAACCCGUUUUCCACAAUUGUGCCACGGCUUGCACUUCAUAGUCCCACCCUGAUGAAAAUUGUUAUGGCGUUCGGCGGAAUGCACAGGGAUAGACGACAGCUAUUAUUACAGCGAAAACAAGUUUUCUCGUUGGAUGACGAGUUCAGUCAGGUCUCUGCUAGUGAAAGACACUUGGAACCCUUGAUCCGAGAGUUGGAGCAGCAGGGCGUCAGUGAGUUGAUAAAAGAGCUCUCUAGCUCUCACAGAAUCCUCGAUGAUCUACUGCUGGCUAGCAUUCUCGUACUAGCUAGUCUCUAUAUUUUCUUUGGUAAGGGUAAAAAGUGGCAUAUACACAUGGUGGGAGCCGAGGGCAUCAUUUUACAAGAGCUUGGGCCGGGUUCAAGAAUUGAGCAAAAAUACCUGAAAUACAGCACACAAAAAGACCCACACCACUUUUUGCGAAGGUGGUUCGUGUACAUAAGGAUCAUGGGAUACCUUUCAGCAGGCCGUUUCCCACGCACCGGUGAGCAGAUUGUUUCUCCACUUCGCAUAGACUUUAGUAUCGCGGACAGCUCUAACGAGACUCAAUUAAUUGACGACGUGUUAUCUGCUAACGGAAUGGACUUAAAAGUGAUGUCGUUUUUGGCCGAAAUCUCAAGUCUCAUCGUACAGAAAGAAACCUCACCCACAGAAGGAAUACAGCCUACGAUCCUGCAAAAAGCUGUGGAACUAGAUUACAAAAUCUCGAGGCGGCUGGACUUGGACCGCGUUUCUCUACUCAGUGAAGGAAACGGAAGCUACAGACCCAGAGGCCACAACAGUGCUCAAGAUCAAAAGCUAUUGUUGAACGCCAUAAAAUUACUGUUUGAAAUGACUGGCCUUUUACAGCUACGACGCAGAGUGCUGGGGCUGACACACGAGAGCCUUAUGGUGCGAGAUUUACUGUUGAACAUGACCGAUAUGAUUGAAACGAAAUUCCUCGCUGUCAAGUAUUCGGGUGCCUGUCUGCUUUUCAGUUUUUUCAGCUGUGGAUGCGAACUGAUAGAGGAGUGCCUCGUUCCCAGGCGAAAAACGUGUUUAGCUCAAAUUGAUCUUCUUAUAGAGCUGGGAGUGGAAACUGCGAUACAGGCAAAAGCAGUAAUGCAAGAAUGUUGGCGCACGUCAAAGUCAUGGUGGGAUGUCUUACGUGAACAAAACCAAGACAUUUGUUUCGCAAUUUAA
Lachancea sp. 'fantastica' is the source of this 1788-nucleotide messenger RNA. The record is from the annotation of a GenBank genome assembly. Lineage: Eukaryota; Fungi; Ascomycota; Saccharomycetes; Saccharomycetales; Saccharomycetaceae.